Messenger RNA from Hippopotamus amphibius kiboko, 5408 nucleotides. It is a transcript of the gene SALL1, whose product is annotated as spalt like transcription factor 1. The record is from RefSeq and is a predicted model, not a curated record. Lineage: Eukaryota; Metazoa; Chordata; Mammalia; Artiodactyla; Hippopotamidae. The transcript is spliced from 4 exons. Gene Ontology annotation, molecular function: RNA polymerase II cis-regulatory region sequence-specific DNA binding; DNA-binding transcription factor activity, RNA polymerase II-specific. Gene Ontology annotation, cellular component: nucleus. Gene Ontology annotation, biological process: regulation of transcription by RNA polymerase II. The coding region runs from base 276 to 4157 and encodes 1293 amino acids.
AUGUCGCGGAGGAAGCAAGCGAAGCCUCAACAUUUCCAAUCCGACCCCGAAGUGGCCUCGCUCCCCCGGCGAGAUGCCCUCAGAGAUGACCACACACCAUUUGUACAACAGAAGUUGGUGUUCCCCAUGCUGGGCAAACAAUGGGACGCCAUCCUGUCUUUGAAUAGGAUGUUAGCUUGGAGUUGGAGAUUUUUAUGUUUAAUUUACACAUGGAUCUUAGUGAGAAGAAAUCUGAGCAACCAGUGGAAACAAACAUGAAAUAAAGGGAUUUUAUAAUGAAAGGAGACACAGAGAAGGGUCAAACCAACCGUACCACUAAGAGCAAGGACGCCCACGUCUGCGGCCGGUGCUGUGCAGAGUUCUUUGAGUUGUCAGAUCUUCUGCUCCACAAGAAGAACUGUACUAAAAACCAAUUAGUUCUGAUCGUAAAUGAAAGUCCAGCCUCCCCACCUGAAACCUUCUCCCCCAGCCCCUCUCCCGAUCACCCCGAGGCACAAAUGAAUGACACGGCUAACAAAACAGAGCAAGGCGGCUGCAGCGACCUGGCGGAACACCACGGACCGGACAGGGAAGAGUCCAUGGAGGUGGAGGCCCCGGUGGCCCACAAAGGCGCCAGCGGCCCCCUGAGCAGCGGUGGCGACAGCGGCGGCGCCCCCCCCAGCUGCAGCAGCGGCAGCUCCUGCACAGGUACCUCAGCGAUCACAACCUCUCUACCUCAACUCGGGGACCUGACAACACUGGGCAACUUCUCCGUGAUCAACAGCAACGUCAUCAUCGAGAACCUCCAGAGCACCAAGGUGGCAGUGGCCCAGUUCUCCCAGGAAGCGAGGUGCAGCGGGGCCUCGGGAGGCAAGCUGGCUGUGCCGGCCCUGAUGGAGCAGCUCUUAGCCCUGCAGCAGCAACAGAUCCACCAGCUGCAACUGAUCGAGCAGAUUCGUCACCAAAUAUUGCUGUUGGCUUCUCAGAACACAGACUUGCCAACACCUUCUAGUCCUUCUCCAGGUACUUUACGAACAUCUGCCAACCCCUUGUCCACACUCAGCUCCCAUUUAUCUCAGCAGCUGGCGGCGGCAGCUGGGCUAGCACAGAGCCUCGCUAGCCAAUCUGCCAGCAUCAGUGGUGUGAAACAGCCCCCCCCCAUCCAGCUACCUCAGAGCAGUUCUGGCAACACCAUCGGUCCACCCCACAGCGGCUCUUCCCCCAACGUUCACAUACUGGCGGCGGCAGUUCCCACCCCAUCCUCGGAAAAAGUGGCUUCGAGCGCGGGUGCCUCCCAUGCCAGCAACCCCGUGAUCUCGGCAUCAUCCUCACCAGCUUUUGCAAUAAGCAGUCUAUUGAGUCCUGCAUCUAAUCCACUUCUACCUCAGCCGGCCCCCGCUAACUCGGUUUUCCCCAGCCCUUUGCCCAACAUCGGAACGACGGCAGAGGACUUAAACUCCUUGUCUGCCUUGGCCCAGCAAAGAAAAAGCAAGCCACCAAAUGUCACCGCCUUCGAAGCGAAAAGCGCUUCGGAUGAGGCAUUCUUCAAACACAAGUGCAGGUUCUGCGCGAAGGUCUUCGGAAGCGACAGCGCCUUGCAGAUCCACCUCCGUUCCCACACCGGAGAGAGGCCCUUCAAGUGCAACAUCUGUGGCAACAGGUUCUCCACCAAGGGGAACCUCAAAGUCCACUUCCAGCGCCACAAAGAGAAGUACCCUCAUAUCCAAAUGAACCCCUAUCCCGUGCCUGAGCAUUUAGACAACAUCCCCACCAGUACCGGCAUUCCCUACGGGAUGUCCGUUCCUCCAGAAAAGCCGGUCACUAGCUGGUUAGACACCAAACCGGUCCUGCCCACUCUGACCACGUCAGUCGGACUGCCGUUGCCCCCGACCCUACCGAGCCUCACCCCCUUCAUCAAGACCGAAGAGCCAGCCCCCAUCCCCAUCAGCCAUUCCGCUGCCAGCCCCCCGGGCUCUGUUAAAAGCGACUCCGGGGCCCCCGAGCCGGCCACGAGAAACCCGGGUGGGCUCCCGGAGGAAGCGGAAGGUCCCACCGGGCCCCCUUCCAGUGGCAAAAGUGAAGAGGGUGGCGUGGCCCCCGGCUCGGCCCCAGCUGUGAGCACCGGCGCACUGAGCUCCCUAGCAUCUGAUGGUGGCCCGGGCAGUGCCUCGACUUUCACCAACCCUUUGCUGCCGCUCAUGUCUGAGCAGUUCAAGGCGAAGUUUCCUUUCGGGGGACUCUUGGACUCAGCCCAGGCCUCAGAGACGUCCAAGCUUCAGCAACUGGUCGAAAACAUUGACAAGAAAGCCACUGACCCCAAUGAGUGUAUCAUCUGCCACCGGGUCCUCAGUUGUCAGAGUGCCUUGAAGAUGCACUACCGCACCCACACUGGGGAGAGGCCCUUUAAGUGUAAGAUCUGCGGCCGGGCUUUCACCACGAAAGGGAACCUGAAAACUCAUUACAGCGUCCACCGUGCUAUGCCCCCGCUCAGAGUCCAGCAUUCCUGCCCCAUCUGCCAGAAGAAGUUCACGAAUGCCGUUGUCCUACAGCAGCACAUCCGAAUGCACAUGGGGGGCCAGAUCCCCAACACCCCAGUCCCUGACAGCUACCCCGAGUCCAUGGAGUCUGACACGGGCUCCUUUGAUGAGAAAAAUUUUGAUGACCUAGACAACUUCUCCGAUGAAAACAUGGAAGACUGUCCCGAGGGCAGCAUCCCAGACACGCCCAAGUCCAUGGACGCGUCCCAAGACAGCCUGUCUUCCUCGCCUUUGCCUCUAGAGAUGUCAAGCAUUGCUGCUUUGGAAAAUCAGAUGAAGAUGAUCAAUGCCGGCCUGGCAGAGCAGCUGCAGGCCAGCCUGAAGUCAGUUGAGAACGGGUCGGUGGAGGGGGACGUCUUGACCAACGAUUCGUCCUCGGUGGGUGGUGACAUGGAGAGCCAAAGUGCUGGCAGCCCAGCCAUCUCAGAGUCUACCUCCUCCAUGCAGGCUCUGUCCCCAUCCAACAGCACCCAGGAAUUCCACAAGUCACCCAGCGCCGAGGAGAAGCCACAGAGAGCAGGAGCAAGCGACUUUGGCAAUGGUUUGUCCCCCACCCCAGUGAACGGGGGGGCUUUGGAUUUGACAUCCAGUCACACAGAGAAAAUCAUCAAAGAAGAUCCUUUGGGGAUCCUCUUCCCUUUCAGAGACCGGGGUAAAUUUAAAAACACUGCUUGCGACAUUUGUGGCAAAACCUUUGCUUGUCAGAGUGCCUUGGACAUUCACUACAGAAGUCAUACCAAAGAGAGACCAUUUAUUUGCACCGUCUGCAAUCGUGGCUUUUCCACCAAGGGUAAUUUGAAGCAACACAUGUUGACACAUCAGAUGCGAGAUCUACCAUCCCAGCUCUUUGAGCCCAGUUCCAACCUUGGCCCCAAUCAGAACUCGGCGGUGAUUCCCGCCAACGCGUUGGCAUCUCUCAUCAAGACAGAGGUCAACGGCUUCGUGCACGUGACUCCUCAGGACGGUAAGGACACCCCCACCGGUCACGUCCCUUCUGGGCCUCUGUCCUCCUCUGCCACAUCCCCAGUUCUGCUCCCAGCUCUGCCCAGGAGGACCCCCAAGCAACACUACUGCAACACGUGUGGCAAGACCUUCUCCUCGUCGAGUGCCCUGCAGAUUCACGAGAGAACUCACACUGGAGAGAAACCCUUUGCUUGCACUAUUUGUGGAAGAGCUUUCACAACAAAAGGCAAUCUUAAGGUACACAUGGGCACUCACAUGUGGAACAGCACCCCUGCCCGCCGGGGUCGCCGGCUCUCCGUGGAUGGCCCCAUGACAUUUCUAGGAGGCAAUCCCGUCAAGUUCCCAGAAAUGUUCCAGAAGGAUUUGGCAGCCAGGUCAGGAAGUGGAGAUCCUUCCAGUUUCUGGAAUCAGUAUGCAGCGGCGCUCUCCAACGGGCUGGCGAUGAAGGCCAACGAGAUCUCGGUCAUUCAGAACGGAGGCAUCCCUCCAAUUCCUGGAAGCCUGGGCAGCGGGAGCAGCUCACCUAUUAGUGGGCUGACGGGAAACCUGGAGAAGCUCCAGAACUCAGAGCCCAGUGCGCCCCUGGCUGGCCUGGAGAAGAUGGCAAGCAGCGAGAAUGGAACCAACUUCCGUUUCACCCGCUUCGUGGAAGACAGCAAAGAGAUCGUCACAAGUUAAAGCCACUCUGGCUGGAGAAAGAGCAUCCCUGUUCAGAAUGAGACCCACGGUUGCCUCCUACUCCUUGCCCUGUGCCCCUCACCUUCUGGUUCCCCCAGGUCUCUGAACUACAACAUUCUGAAGACAUUCUUUUGUACCUUGUUCAACUUCUAGAGUUCUAAGAAAGCUUAUUUAUUAGUGAUAUAACCUGGCUUUGCAAACAGAAUGCAAGCGUUAACUUUGGUCUUCUGUAUUUUUGGACUAAAUACUAAUUGACUAGAGUCCUGUAAACUUGCUGUAACAUUUAUGGCAAUUUCAAGUUGCCCUGCUAGGCGGUCUUAAUCUGGCAUUAACUUAUUUUCUAUAUCCAGUUUAAUAUGAAUCUGGUGUUGAUGCAAUGCCUCAGUGAUGCAUUAGAUCUCUAAUAAAAUCUGUAUAUAAAUGUACACUUUGAUCCUGCUGGAAAAUUUUAUCAGCAAACACAUUGUCUAAUCUUUUGAAACAAAUUUAAGGAAGGGACUGAAAGUACAGACUGAACUGUGUGGUUCUUUGAAAGGUUUGGGUUUUGUUUGUUUGUUUGUUUUUUUUUUUUUUUUUUGAUUUCGAUUCUAAAAUUCAACCUGGUUUUUGUUUUGUUUUUUUGUAGAUUUAACCCUUUCCGUUUUGAACUGCUAUUUGUAUCGUGCUUUUUACUUGAGUCGUUCUCAAUGUUAAUAAGUUCUGUACAGUGAUAAGCACGCAGAAUUCUUUAGAGAAAAUACAAGUGUUGUUUUGGUAGUUGAAACUAAGACGUAACAUUUUGCCUUGUAGGUAUAUUCACAAUAGAAAAUGUGUGCUGGAAUUUCACAAUGCUGCUAAGUAUAGCAUCUUGAACAACCUUCAGUGGAAAAAAUGUAGAUGCUCUUGUAUAUACAAUAAGAAAUAUCACUUUCAUUAAAAUGUACAUAUGUUCCUUACAAGAGCAAAUGCUUCUUCUUGAUCAAGAGAGCAGGUAUAGUGUUUCUUUAUUUUGUAUUAGGUAUGGAAGAAAAAAAAUUGGACUGUUACAUGCACUUUCUUGGAAAGUUGAAAGGAAAGGGGGGGUCCAAUUUCUUUAACAUUUAAUACUUACUAACAACAGAGAUACUGUAAUUUUACUCAAGUAAUCAAAUACAUUUUUUUUGCAACAGAUAAAACAAAAUACUGUGUCUGUGUUUUUAGAGUGCAUUUCUAUUUAGCCAGGCCCUGAAAUGUAUUUUAACAUUUCCCCAGGCACCAGUAAAUUGCGUAUGU